UCUACAGCCAUGGAGGCAGAGGAUGUCGGCGGCGUCACCAUUGUCAGACGGGCGGAGAUCGAUACCCGACCUCCCUUUCGGUCGGUUAAGGAGGCUGUCAUGUUAUUCGGAGAAAAAGUUUUGGUUGCAGAAAUUUAUGGCAACAAGCUCAAAGAGAUGAGAGUUGAAGUAGGAGAAAGCGGAAAAGGCCAAUCCAAGAUUGCAGUAUUAACGUCCGAGCUAGAAGAAACAAAGCAUAGCCUGCAAAGGACCAAAGACGAAGGCGACUUGAUGUCAUGCAGCAUAAAAGCAUUAAAAGAAGAGCUUGAAAGAACGAAAAAAGAUUUGCAGUUCAGGGAAAAGGAGUUUCAGAAGCAGCGAUUUGAGCCUGAGAAAGAAGAGUUCAAGUUCAUGGAAAAGUCAUCCAAAAAGAGUUUCAUAACUCAAAAUGAAGAGCCUGCAGAUGAGUUCCAAAAGAAGAGAUACGUGAAAUCUGCAAGCCCUCCUUCAUUAGCUCAAGUUGUUGUCAACAAAGAGGAAAUGGUGGGAAAACCAGUUAAGAAAGUAGGAAGGAAGCCAACGAUCUCCAUGAUUAGAUGGCUUUUUGCCAAGAAGAAAGGAAGUCGAGAAGAUGAUCAGUCCCCUAGAACAAAUGACUUUCAAAGGCAUUAGUAGUUGAGCUUGCAGGUACAAUUUGCUUGUUGGGUA
Hibiscus syriacus is the source of this 687-nucleotide messenger RNA. Its product is annotated as WEB family protein At3g51220-like. The transcript is spliced from 2 exons. Lineage: Eukaryota; Viridiplantae; Streptophyta; Magnoliopsida; Malvales; Malvaceae. Bases 10 to 651 code for a protein of 213 amino acids. The record is from RefSeq and is a predicted model, not a curated record.